Tricharina praecox is the source of this 1169-nucleotide messenger RNA. RefSeq names its product proliferating cell nuclear antigen, N-terminal domain-containing protein. Gene Ontology annotation, cellular component: PCNA complex. The record is from RefSeq and is a predicted model, not a curated record. Gene Ontology annotation, biological process: regulation of DNA replication; translesion synthesis; leading strand elongation. Gene Ontology annotation, molecular function: DNA binding; DNA polymerase processivity factor activity. The transcript is spliced from 5 exons. The coding region runs from base 207 to 983 and encodes 258 amino acids. NCBI's taxonomy places the organism in Eukaryota, Fungi, Ascomycota, Pezizomycetes, Pezizales, Pyronemataceae.
GGUGCUAAUACUUUCCGCGUCGCCCUCCAACCCCCCUUCCACCUCUUCCUUUCCUUCCCUCCAUCCAUCAACAACACUCACUUGCGACACUACCUACAUCUAUCAAUCAACCUCUCUACCACCUAAUUCGGUUGACCACCUAAUCCUCGCACUACUACCACCACCACCCCAAACACCACCACAAACAAGCACCCCCAACCGUCAAGAUGCUCGAAGCGCGCCUCGAACAAGCCACGGUCCUGAAGAAGGUCGUAGACGCGAUCAAAGACCUAGUUCAAGACUGCAACUUCGACUGCAACGACAGCGGGAUCGCGUUGCAAGCGAUGGACAACAGCCACGUGGCUUUAGUCGCCAUGCACCUGAAGACGGAGGGGUUUAACCUAUUCCGGUGCGACCGCAACAUCGCGCUGGGGAUCAACCUGGGCUCGCUACAGAAGGUGCUACGCGCUGCGCAGAACGAGGAUAUUCUCACGCUCAAGGCGGAGGAUGCUCCCGAUGUCCUCAGUCUGGUCUUCGAGAAUACGGAAAAUGAUCGUAUCAGCGAGUAUGAUAUCAAACUUAUGGAUAUCGAUCAGGAACACCUCGGUAUUCCCGAGACGGAAUACGGUGCCACGGUCACCCUCCCCAGCGCCGAGUUCCAGAGGAUCUGUAGGGACCUGAUACAGAUCUCCGAGUCUGUAUCCAUCGAGGCCAACAAGGAAGGCAUCAAGUUCAGCUGCACCGGCGACAUCGGUAGUGGCGCGGUAACACUGCGGCAGAACGCGAACGUCGACAAGCCGGAGCUGGGCACGACCAUCGACCUGCAGGAGCCCGUCGCCCUCACCUUCUCGCUCAAGUACCUGGUCAACUUCUGCAAGGCCUCCGGCCUGUCGAAUACCGUUACCCUGUCGCUAAGCAAUGAGAUUCCGCUGUUGAUUGAGUACAAGAUGGAACACGGAUUCGUCAGGUUCUAUCUCGCCCCCAAGAUUGGUGACGAGGAGUAGGCAGAUCGUCUCAUCUCAUCUCAUCUUUCCAUAAUGUGCUACGUGGCUUCGUGCGUUCCGAGGCGGGACUGUUCAAAAAACCUGUUUCAUGUCUCGCUUUACUUUGCUGUUGUCGUGAUGCCUUAGCUUUGUCGGGGGGAUUUAUACCGGUGUAUUCUGCGUACUGUUUUCCCGAAGACGAGUGAU